CAGGAGCUAGAGUUUGAAUGGGUUUUAUAUAAACACUCACCCCUGUCAGCGUGCGGCCAGGCUCUCAGGAUAAACUCCCAGUGUCUAGCCUGAUGCUUGCCUGGCAAUCUCUGCCUUGAACGCCAAGGUUUAAGCAGAAUUCAGAGGACUGGAAACUCUUCCCUGAGAUUUGAUCAACCUGAAGCCAGUUGCGGAACUGCACAGGGUCCCGAUGGACCUGAAGGAGAGCCCCAGCGAGGGUAGCCUGCAACCUUCCAGCAUCCAGAUCUUUGCCAACACCUCCACUCUUCAUGGCAUCCGCCACAUCUUCGUGUAUGGGCCGCUGACCAUCCGGCGUGUGCUUUGGGCAGUGGCCUUCGUGGGUUCUCUGGGCCUGCUGCUCGUUGAAAGCUCUGAGAGGGUGUCCUACUACUUCUCCUAUCAGCACGUUACCAAGGUGGAUGAGGUGGUGGCCCAGAGCCUGGUCUUCCCAGCUGUGACCCUCUGCAACCUCAAUGGCUUCCGGUUCUCCAGGCUUACCACCAAUGACCUGUACCACGCUGGAGAGUUGCUGGCCCUGCUGGAUGUCAACUUGCAGAUUCCUGACCCGCAUCUGGCGGACCCCACAGUUCUGGAGGCCCUGCGACAGAAGGCCAACUUCAAACACUACAAACCCAAGCAGUUCAGCAUGCUGGAGUUCCUGCACCGGGUAGGCCAUGACCUGAAGGAUAUGAUGCUCUAUUGCAAGUUCAAGGGGCAGGAGUGUGGACAUCAAGACUUCACCACCGUGAGUACUUGGUUUUCAGUUUGUUCUUGUGCUUACUCUUCUGUAGAAGUGGUGCGCCGGUGGCCUUCUGUCUGAGUUGGGGUCUCUGCUGUGCGGGAGAGAGGCCAGAGACCUAGCUGAAGGCCAAAUGGUAGUUGGUGAGAGGUUGUUGGAUCUGUUUGUAGAUAAGGUUACCUGCCAGGUGAGUAUUGCGGUCCUUUUAGAUUGGAGAUCUACAGGAGGCUUGCUGUUAGGGUGUGCUGAGUUGGGCUUACUCCCAGUCAGAGGAAAAAGGCCUGGGCUGUCCAUUGUCCAGGGUGCUUGAUGUCCGAGCUGUGUGACAGGAACAGCUUGUCAUUGGUGAGACGGCAUCCUUUGCUCUCUCUUUCUCUAUCCCCUCUCCCUCUUUCCUUCUCUCUCUAUGCUCGGAAGUGGCAUCAGACUCUGCAUCCUGUGGGCUGGGCUGGAGCUAAAGCUGUCACAGGAGGGGGUGUGGGGCCCCAGACAGCCUGAAUGACUCCCGUGGCUGUGGGAGCUCACUGAGCAGGUGAUGCUGCAGAGGUGUGGAAGGCUCUCUUCAUCCUUUCCUUGCCUGAAUUGUGUGGAGAGGAGAGGAC
Messenger RNA from Chionomys nivalis (European snow vole), 1362 nucleotides. Its product is annotated as acid-sensing ion channel 2-like. Lineage: Eukaryota; Metazoa; Chordata; Mammalia; Rodentia; Cricetidae. The transcript has a single exon. Gene Ontology annotation, biological process: sodium ion transmembrane transport. The coding region runs from base 212 to 841 and encodes 209 amino acids. The record is from RefSeq and is a predicted model, not a curated record. Gene Ontology annotation, cellular component: membrane. Gene Ontology annotation, molecular function: ligand-gated sodium channel activity.